Molecule: messenger RNA, 240 nt
Organism: Prunus armeniaca (apricot)
Lineage: Eukaryota; Viridiplantae; Streptophyta; Magnoliopsida; Rosales; Rosaceae
Source: the annotation of a GenBank genome assembly
AUGUCGGUCGUGUUGGAAUGUCUGGAGAUUUGGCUAUACUUUGGUAGGACAGGUUAUCCUAAAACGAAUCUUCGAAAGCAUUCUUGGGAGCUAUUGUGCAGAUUGGGUAGAAAUGGUAGUGGGCUUUGGAUAGUUGGUGGAGAUUUUAAUGAGAUCCUCGGGCAAGCGAAUAUUGGGGAAGAAGGUUUAGACCUAUGUCACAGAUCCGUGAGUUUGGUGAGGCUCUUGAUGAUGGCUUAA